AUGGCGACUAAAGUACACAGAGUGCGAUAUUAUACUCCAAAACCAGAACCUAUCAAUUGUAUUUCAUAUAACAAAACAAGUAAACAAAUAGCAAUUGCAAGGCGUGACGCCUCCAUAGAAUUAUGGGAUGUGAACCAUGCACCAUAUCUUAUAAAAUUAAUUCCAGGCGUAAAGAAUGGUUCUGUGGAAGCUCUUGGUUGGGUAAAUGAGAGACUAUUAGCUACUGGCCUUGGCGGUGCACUGGUUGAAUGGGAUCUUGAUAAGUUGGUGUUGAAAGCAACAGUACUGCUCACAGGCUAUGCAGCAUGGUGUUUAGAUGUAAAUACAGACAACUCGUUGGUGGCUGUGGGCACUGAACAAGGAUAUGUGAAUUUAUACAAUGUGGAAAAUGAUGAAAUAGUUUAUAAAAAACUAUUUGAUAAGCAAGAAGGCAGAAUUUUGUGCUGCAAAUUUAAUAACACAGGAAAUGUUUUAGUGACAGGGUCAGUCAAUACCAUAAGAGUAUGGAACAUAGAAACUGGAGAGGCUAUAAACCGCAUGUCAGUUAGUCGCCGUGGUAAAGAGGUUAUUGUAUGGUGCCUUGGUGUUCUAUCUGAUAAUACUAUUGUAUCUGGAGACAGUCUUGGAAGACUUAUAUUUUGGGAUAGUACUGUUGGUGAUCAGAUUGAAUCAUACUCGACACACAAAGCUGACAUACUUUCAAUAGCUGUGUCUGAUGAUGAGAAAAGUCUGUUCUGCAGUGGAGUGGAUCCAGUGAUUAUGAAUUUUAUUAAAGUAAAUAAAAAUAUGGGUAAACAGAUGGAUGCACAAUGGGUAAAAAAUGUACAAAGAAAUAUUCACGAGCAUGAUGUAAGAGGCCUUAUCAUACAUGGUGAAAAAUUAAUAUCAGUUGGUGUUGAUGGCUACCUCACAUUUUCAAGCUACCCUCCAAAGUGGGUUAUGCGAAUCCCUCCAAUGAUUUCAGCGCCAAGGUCUGCUGUAUGCACGGAAAAAAAAUUACUGCUUCUAAGGUAUAGUAAUUAUCUAGAAGUUUGGAAAUUGGGUGCAUAUGCUACAAACAAUGUAGGUAAUGUAUUAGUAAAUAUUAGCUCUAAUCAAGACAUAAACACAACAGACAACAAUGACAUUGAGGAGGAUUCUACAAUUGACAUCAUCAGCAAAGCUAAAUCAGAGAAUACACAGAAAAAAAGUUUAAAACUAACAGAAAAACCAGUAAAGUUGGCCUCAAUACAAACCAAGGGAAAUAAACAGUUGCGAUGCUGUGCAUUAUCGCCUGACGGAAAAUUAAUAGUGUAUUCCACUGCAAGUGAUGUACGGAUGCUCAAGUUAGAAACAGAUGACGACCAGUCCAACAUAUCUCUAUCAAAAGUUAUAAUUACCGGUCUACCCGCGGGUGGUUGUGACCGUAUCGCGUUCACGCAAGACUCCCACAUCAUGCUCGCUCAUUGUGCCGGAGUUCUACAUGUGCUACAGGUGGAUCCAGAAGCGGGUGCUACACCGGUGCAGACUAUAUCCUUAGAUAAAUAUUUCAAAGCUAAAUCACUAUUACAUCUUUGCAUAUCCAAAAAAACUCAGAGUGGGGUAUAUCUAGUCGCAGCUGAUACUCAAGGCUCAAUAGCUGUUUGGACGCAGAAUGCAAAGAAAUUUGAUUAUCACGUUUCAUUACCAAAGUACCAGUGCCUGCCAUCAGCACUGACAAUAGACAGUGAAAGAGAAAACCUCAUAGUAGCGUACGUCGAUCAGAAGAUAGUAGAAUAUGAAUUGAAAGAGAAGAGAUUUACAAAGUGGCCGGGAGCGGCGUUGCCCCCGGAGUGGUUGUCGCGCAAGUCCGCCGUGUUGUCAGUCACCGCGCACCCCACGCGGGACGCGGUCGUAUUUCAGGAUGAAAACUCGCUGUGGAUUAUGGAAAAGACUGUACAGGAUGUGGUGGAACCAGCAGCUAAAAGAAAAUCACGGCCAGGAAGUAAGAAUGUUGGACUUAGAAUUGUGCCUAUAAAGUAUUUGGCUGACUUUCACUGGAUUGACAAGGACGAAGCAGUGUCACUGGAAAUGCUGCCCGAAUAUAUAGUGUCACAAUUACCUGCAAUGUCAGCAGUGAAAAGACAUGGACGUAUUUAA
Arctia plantaginis is the source of this 2118-nucleotide messenger RNA. The record is from the annotation of a GenBank genome assembly. NCBI's taxonomy places the organism in Eukaryota, Metazoa, Arthropoda, Insecta, Lepidoptera, Erebidae.